UUUCGCCAGCUGCUCUCGUUUAUCCAUUUAAUUUCUCAAGAAAAAAGAAAAGAAAAAGGAAACCCUAGUUUCUUCGUUUUAUGUUAUUUUUUCGGCAAUCUGAGAUCGACGACGGACUCAUCGACGCUCGCUCGCCAUGGAGGAAUCCGUGAGAUAUCGAAUAGGCUACGCUCUCGCUCCCAAGAAAAAGAACAGCUUUAUCCAACCCUCCCUUGUGAAUCUCUCUCGAGAUCGAGGGAUCGAUCUCGUCCAAAUCGAUCCUUCGAUUCCCCUAUUGAAGCAGGGCCCCUUCGAUUGCGUGCUCCACAAGCUCUAUGGCGAUGAUUGGAAGUUUCAGCUUCAAGAAUUCGCGAUCAAGAACCCUAAUGUCCCCAUCAUUGAUCGCCCUAACGCGAUUGAGAGGUUACACAAUCGGAUCUCGAUGUUGCAGGUCGUGUCCGAGCUCGAGAUCCCUCAGGACAGUGAUGAUACGUUUGGGAUCCCGAGCCAGGUCGUGGUUUAUGAUUCGAUCGCGCUUUCUGAUUCCAGUGCUGUUGAUGCCCUAAGAUUUCCUGUGAUUGCCAAGCCUUUGGUGGCCGAUGGGAGUGCCAAGAGUCACAAGAUGUCGCUUGUUUAUCAUCGUGCUGGUCUUUUGAAGCUGAAACCUCCUCUCGUUCUCCAAGAGUUUGUGAAUCAUGGCGGGGUUAUUUUCAAGGUUUAUGUUGUUGGGGACUAUGUGAAGUGUGUGAGGAGGAAGUCGCUUCCAGAUGUUUCGGAGGAGAAGUUGGAGAGCACUGAGGGGUCGAUGACGUUCUCGCAGGUGUCUAAUAUUUCGACUCAGGAUCGGAGAGAGAAGAAGUAUUAUGAGCAUUUGGAGGAGGCUGAGAUGCCCCCGUUGAGUUUUGUAACAGAGAUUGCGAGAGGGUUGAGGAGAGUGACGGUUCUGCACCUUUUUAAUUUUGAUAUGAUUAGGGAUGUGAAAGUUGGAAACCAUUACUUUGUGAUUGAUAUUAAUUACUUUCCUGGGUAUGCGAAAAUGCCAUCAUACGAGACUGUGUUGACGGAUUUCUUUUGGGAUAUUGUGCGAAAGAAAGAGGAGCAGGAUAGGCUGGAAUUGGAUUCGGAGAUUGAUGAGGAUCAUGACGACAAUGAGGAGAAGGUCCUGAGCACCAAUAACUGUGAUGGUGGGGAAUAAGUGAAGAAUUGUGCUGAGGUGCCUGUUUUGUUAAGCUCUUGAAAGGAAGACCGGUCUGAUUUGGUAAUUGGAGGUAAUGAUGACGGAAGAAUCUGCAACAAUCCUGACGAUGAUAGAGAAGAAAUUGGGAACUUCUGCUAGAUGUUUUCCUGGCAGCCUUCUGUGGACCUGAGACAAAGAUAAGAAAUCUGCAAGCGUUUCAAGUUUAUUGUUCAUGGCUGAAAGCAUCAGCUUCGUUCAGGUUUUCUUGAGAUACUGCAAUUUCUUGCAUUUUUGCUAAUGAUAGGCGUUAUUUUCUUAGUACUUACAACUGAAGGAAGAUUAACCUUGCGCAUCCAAUGGCUGUAUAGUUGAAUGCUUAUCAGCUAUUCUGCUCUUUGAUGACAUGCCUUGGCUGUAUAGUUGAAUGCUUAUCAGCUAUUCUGCUCUUUGAUGACAUGCCUUCUUUAGUGGACAAGAUUUUCUGCAUUUCAAUUCGUACAUUUUUUUAAUUUCUUUCUCCUCUUAAUGCUGUAUAUGAGGAUGUGUCAAAUAUCAGUUCUUUUAUGGCCUACUGUUUUUAGUACAUAUCCAUUUUGGGAGGAAUCUAUUUGGCAUUCUUUGAUGACAUGCCUUCUUUAGUGGACAAGAUUUUCUGCAUUUCAAUUUGUACCUUUUUUUCCGUUUAUUUCUUCUCUUGAUGCUGUAUAUGAGGAUGCGUCAUAUUUCAGUU
Molecule: messenger RNA, 1886 nt
Organism: Asparagus officinalis (garden asparagus)
Lineage: Eukaryota; Viridiplantae; Streptophyta; Magnoliopsida; Asparagales; Asparagaceae
Product: inositol-tetrakisphosphate 1-kinase 1
Exons: 3
Coding region: 137-1174 (345 amino acids)
Biological process (GO): inositol trisphosphate metabolic process
Cellular component (GO): cytoplasm
Molecular function (GO): inositol-1,3,4-trisphosphate 5-kinase activity; magnesium ion binding; ATP binding
Source: RefSeq, a predicted model, not a curated record